CCUUGUCCACGUGUGUUCUAAGAUGGCUGCGUCCUGCAUGUGCUGUACGUGUAAACUGAGAAGCUAGUCAGUAGAAGUUUAUAUCGUGUUUUUGUCAGAAUAUUUUAUUUUUCGGCUCCUGUUGAGUUGACAGCCUCACUCCCUUACACGGCUCAAAAUAAAUUGGAGUAAAAUGGCUCAAAGGAAGAAGAGGUUUACUAAAAAGAGACGACAUCUGAACCGGGAUCCCGAUGUGGAUUCGGACGGUGGGGAGUUCGAGUUGGCGGCCGAGGUCAGCGAGGAAGACGAUUCCAGAAAGGCUGGCAGGACGGUCCCAGGCUUCCCCACAGCAGACUGCAUUUCUGAUGUGGAGCCGGACACCAGGGAGCUCGUUCGGGCCCAGAACAAGAAGAAGAAGAAAUCCGGAGGCUUCCAGUCCAUGGGGCUGGGUUAUCCUGUUUACAAAGGGGUGAUGAAGAAGGGAUAUAAAGUCCCAACACCAAUUCAGAGGAGGACCAUCCCGCUGAUCCUAGAUGGUAAGGAUGUGGUGGCGAUGGCCCGCACGGGAAGUGGGAAGACAGCUGCGUUCCUCAUCCCCAUGUUUGAGCGACUGAAGGCUCCCAGUGCCCAAACAGGUGCCCGUGCUCUCAUCCUGUCACCCACCCGCGAGCUGGCACUGCAGACCAUGAAGUUCACCAAGGAGCUUGGCAAGUUUUGUGGCUUCAAGACUGCACUGAUUCUCGGAGGAGACAGAAUGGAUGACCAGUUUGCUGCCUUGCACGAGAAUCCUGAUAUAAUCAUUGGCAAUGCACCGGGUCGUCUGAUGCACGUGGUCGUUGAGAUGAACCUGAAGCUGCACAGUGUGGAGUAUGCCACAUUGGAGUUGGUGGUGUUUGAUGAAGCUGACAGGCUGUUUGAGAUGGGCUUUGCAGAGCAGCUGCAGGGGGUUAUCCAGCGACUGCCAGAGAACCGUCAGACCGUGCUGUUCUCUGCCACUCUGCCCAAGCUGCUGGUUGAGUUUGCCCGUGCAGGUUUAACAGAACCAGUUUUAGUUCGACUCGAUGUGGACACCAAACUGAAUGACCAGCUGAAGCUUGCGUUUUUCCAUCUGAGGGUGGAUGAUAAGCCGGCUCUGCUGUUGCACUUGCUGAGGAACGUGAUGAAGCCGCAGGAACAGACAGUGGUGUUCGUAGCCACCAGGCACCAUGUGGAGUACCUGAAAGAGUUGUUGGUGUCGGAGGGGAUGGACUGUGCAUACAUCUACAGCGCCCUGGACCAGACGGCCAGGAAGAUCAACAUUGGGAAGUUUGUGCACAGGAAGGUGAUGGUGAUGAUAGUGACAGACGUAGCGGCUCGCGGGAUAGACAUCCCCAUGCUCGACAACGUCAUCAACUACAACUUCCCCUCCAAAGCCAAGCUGUUCCUGCACAGAGUUGGUCGAGUGGCGAGAGCAGGGAGGAGUGGUACAGCAUACAGCCUGGUGGCCCCAGAUGAGAUGGCCUACGUGUUUGACCUGCACCUCUUCCUAGGGCGCCCCCUGCAACUUGCAGGGCCCAGGCACAACCAGCCAGAUGAGGACGGCGUGUGUGGGCGAGUGCCGCAGAGUAUCCUGGACGAUGAGGAGGCUAUGCUGGUGACGGCUCACGAGAACUCGUUGGACCUGCAGAACAUGCGCCGCAUCUCUGACAAUGCCUACAUGCAGUACCUAAAGUCCCGGCCCAACCCCUCGCCCGAGUCAGUCAAGAGAGUCAAGGAGACAGACUUCUCCAGCCUCGCAGUCCACCCCCUCCUCGGUUCUGUGCUAGAAAAUGUGGAGUUGGAGAGACUGAAGGUGGUUGACAGCAUCAAACAAUAUAAAUCCAGAGCAACAAUUUUCGAGAUCAAUGCGACCAAUAAGACCACAGCGGGUGAGGUGAUGCGAGCAAAGAGGAGUCGAGACAUGCGACUGGUCGACAAGUUCCAGAAAUCUCGCAAGGACAAGGCAACGGAGAGCUUGCUGGGCCGGUCUGCUGCCAGCCUGCCGCGGGCAGAGUCAGACGAGGAUAGCAUCCAGAAUGUGUUUUCAGAAGUGCUUGGUGGCAAGAGGAAGACGCCACAGAGUGAAAUGGACGCUCCCAACAAGCGAGCCAAGGAGGCAGGGCGUGAUGAAGAGUUUUACAUCCCGUACCGACCCAAGGACUUCGACUCUGAGAGAGGGCUCAGUAUGCAAGGAGAAGGCAGCACAUUCGAGCAGCAGGCAUCGGGGGCAGUCCUGGACCUCAUGGGGGACGAAGGGGACAAGAUGAACCAGCACAAGCACAUGAUGAAAUGGGACCGCAAGAAGAAGCGCUUUGUGAGGGAGACGGGGAAGGGGGACAAGAAAAAGACCGUGAGGAUUGAGAGCGGUCAGCUUGUCAGCAAAUCCUUCAAGAAAAACUUCUACGAGGAGUGGAAGAAGAAAUACAAGGUGGAGGACGGAGUGUCUGACAACGAAUCAGGAGGAGAGGGAGGUGGCAGCCGGGCCAGGACAGCGGGAGGGGGAGGUAGAGGAGGCAGAGGAGGUACAGUAAUCUGCAUCUGCUGCGAUAGAAAAUACAAUUUAUCUUUUAUUAAAGCCAGUCACAUUUAAAAUUUCCAGUUCUGC
Molecule: messenger RNA, 2602 nt
Organism: Polyodon spathula (Mississippi paddlefish)
Lineage: Eukaryota; Metazoa; Chordata; Actinopteri; Acipenseriformes; Polyodontidae
Product: ATP-dependent RNA helicase DDX54-like
Exons: 20
Coding region: 173-2587 (804 amino acids)
Cellular component (GO): nucleus
Molecular function (GO): RNA binding; RNA helicase activity; ATP binding
Source: RefSeq, a predicted model, not a curated record